Messenger RNA from Sander lucioperca (pikeperch), 3250 nucleotides. Its product is annotated as interferon-induced protein with tetratricopeptide repeats 1-like. Gene Ontology annotation, cellular component: cytosol. Lineage: Eukaryota; Metazoa; Chordata; Actinopteri; Perciformes; Percidae. The coding region runs from base 129 to 1448 and encodes 439 amino acids. The transcript has 2 exons. The record is from RefSeq and is a predicted model, not a curated record. Gene Ontology annotation, biological process: defense response to virus. Gene Ontology annotation, molecular function: protein binding.
GACAUUAAAUACCCUUAGUUACAGAAAAUCACAAGUUAUACAUCACUGACUUUAUACCAGCGAAACGAAAGCAGCAUCAAGAGCAGAAACCGCAGUUUUAUUUCCAGAGAAGUCGAGGAAACAGCUGAAUGAUGAGUGCUGCUCAGAGUCAAACAACGCUGGAGUCCAAACUGGAGGCCCUGCAGUGCCACUUCACCUGGGAUCAGGAGACCAGCGAGUCCAUAUUUUUACGUCUAAAGGACCAACUGGAGGACAUCGGCACCGAGGAGGGAAACAGCUGGCUGGGUCACAUUUACAACCUGCGGGGGUUCAUUCAGUACAAGCUGAGGUUCACCGAAGACGCCCAGAGUUUCUUCAACAAGGCUGCAGAGGCCUUCAGGAAGAUAAGAAACGCAGAUGAGGGUCCCUGGUUGGUGGUGAACUACGGGAACCUGGCGUGGCUGCACCACCACCUGGGAGACCAAGCAGAGAGUCAGGCUUACCUGUCAAAGGUCGACGCCCUGAUGAAUAAAUACCCAUCUCCAUCCCAGGAUGAGCUCCAUCCAGAGAUCUACGCUGAGAAAGCCUGGACCCUGAUGAAGUCCAGCGCAGAACAAAAGAAAGAGGCUGCAGAUUACUUCCAGAGAGCCAUCAGGAUGCAGCCAGACAUGGUGGAGUGGAAAACCAGCUACGUCUUAGGGUUAGUGAAUGCUUUUAAGCACAGCGACACAGGGCUGGAAGCUGAUCUUCUGGAGAAAAUGAGAAUUGCCAAGGAACAGGAUCCAGAGAACUUGUACAUUGCUGUUUACUAUCUCGAGCAUUGUGCAAAGAAAGGAGAGAGAAUCAAAGAUGAAGCACGUGAGUUAGCCACAAAGGUGUUGAGAAAUCCUGUCAGCAGCUACAGUGGUAUGAAGCCAUUAAUAAGGGUUUACAGAAACUAUGUUUCUGUUGAUGAAGCCAUUGAUUUGGCAGAGGAGGCUCUGAAAACCCAUCCAGAUGAGCGUUAUCUGAAGAGAUGCGCUGCACUCUGCUACAAAUGGAAGAUAAUAUUUUUCAGGGACAGUCGCCCAAAACCAAACAUGAUAGACAGAGCAAUCAGUCUCCAUAAAGAGGUGAUUGCUCUUUACCCUCAUUCUUCACUUGUGAAGAAAAUAGACCUUGCAAACAUAUACGGAAAGUCAAAUUAUGGCCAGGCCGAAGCUGAGCAGAUAUACCAGGAAAUGCUCAAAAGUGAUCUGGAACCUGGAGACAAACAGAUGCUUUACAACAACUACGCAAAAUAUUUAAACUUCGAUCGUCAGGAUCGCAAAACGUCAAUACUAUAUCACAUGAAGACAGCAAAGAUACCGCAUCAGUCCUUCUUUCGUGGUAACAGCAUCAAAGUUCUGGAAAGAAUUAAAGACAGAGGCAGGAACCGAAAGUGUAGAGAAAUAGAGGACUUUCUGAAAAACCUGCAAGAGCCACAGUGAUUUUAACAGCACUGGUUCUAAAUCCAGGGAGUAAAGUUUGGCCCCAUUUAAUGUGAAUAAUUAGAGCACAUUUACUUUAUCCCUACAAGUGAAUCCUCCAACAAGUCCUCCAAACCAUACGACCACAUAGGUCAAUUGUUCCUAGCCUCUAAUACGACCCAUAGGAGCAUUUCAUAAUUUGGCAGGCAAUACGACCCAAAGGAGCGUUCUCCAUCCUCAUACCUAAACGUAACAGUUGUGGUUUUAAACACGUUUGACCCAACCACCCACACACCCUAAAAAGACUUUCUCGGUCUUAAUACAAUGUCACCUUACUUCCUGCUUUGCUCCCGUCAUAAUUACUCCACCACAAGAGGGCGCUACCUAACAAUAAAUGUAUGGGUGGUAAUUGCUGCUCUACAUAUGACCUAUGGGGUCGUUUUUUCCCUGGUCUCUAAUCCUUUAGCUGAGAUUCCAUUAAAACAAAUUUAUUUUGCAUUAUAAAUGCUUGCAGAAUCUGGCCUUAAAUUAGUCAGUAUGCUUCAACUAAAGAGCUCAUCAAAUUAUUGAACAUAAAGUUACAAAAGUUGAAGGUUUCCGCUUAAACCUUGCGUAUAAACUGCAUGAACUUAUUGUUCCAUUAGCGACCAAGCAAGCUAGCUUUUUAGCUGUUGCUGUUAACUGAAAUGAUGUACAGUUCCCAGAACGAAAGGUUGGCUAGCGUGUUAGCGGUUAGCUCACUAGCUAGAGUAAUCACUUUAUCACCAAGCUUCUAUGCCCAAAUAUGAAGCAACGAUGUGUAGAUAAUUUAGCUUUAACUUUCUGCCGUGAACACAAAAAAAUGUGCUCCUUGGCACAAAAUCACAUAAAUUGUUAGAGAAAUACCUAAAAGUUGCUUAUUAUCAAUACAAUGUUGGCUUUUAUGUAAUGCUUUUAGAUCUUGUAACCUGUCCCCGUACCUUUUUAACAUUGUUUGGUGAGUGUUAGUUGGAACUGACAGUAUUGACUGGGAAGCUGCAAAUGAAAAUAAUAACGUGUCUGAGUGUUAGAACUUAAGCUAAUAAGUGUGCUACUUGCUAGCUUUCCAGCAUUAAGCGUGAAAGGGCAAUAGUGGCGUUGCACGAUUAGUUCCAUUAGGUCUGCAUAGAAAACAAUGUUUGUAGGAGCCACAUAUUGUUUGUUGUUUAUGGUCUCAUUCAUGUUGUUUGUUGAUUAUUGUGUUGUGCACUUAUAUUGUAGGUGGUGGGCAUUUUGCUUACAGCCGCGACAAUGUUAAUAUGGAGGAUAGUUUUACUCAGAAUUUAAAUUAAAAAAGGGGAAAAGGCACCGACACAACACUCAAAACAUGUUUCAACUCGUUUUUUUUGGUUAUCGCAAAGAUGAGAUGUGUCCUUAAAAGGCAGGUUUUUACACUUUGUGGAAGACAAAGGCUGUUUAAAAAUAAAAUCCUUUACAUUUUCCCCGGAAAACUCUCAGUAGUGGUAAACGUGAUGUGUAUGAAACAUGCUGAGUCAUUUAAUAACACUGGUCCUUUAAAUAACAUUAAUUGUGGACACGUUCAAAUGUCAUCAUAUGAUUAAUUUAAAUAGAUUUUGAUCCGAUGUCGUCUUUCUUAACUUAACCACGGCGUUUAUUACAUUCCUGUUGUGUUGAAUGUUUUCAUUUUCACUUUAAGUUUAUAUAACAACAUUAUACUCUGUGUAUGAAGAUUGCUUUGCUGUAAGAAAAAUAAAAUGGUUGGUAAUGUAAUAGUUCAUUUGAUGUAUAACCUGAAUAUUAUCUCUAUUUGUAGCCUAAAUGAUAAUAUUAAAUUUACAUAAUGU